Salvelinus fontinalis (brook trout) is the source of this 981-nucleotide messenger RNA. RefSeq lists its product as uncharacterized. The transcript has 2 exons. Bases 1 to 981 code for a protein of 326 amino acids. Lineage: Eukaryota; Metazoa; Chordata; Actinopteri; Salmoniformes; Salmonidae. The record is from RefSeq and is a predicted model, not a curated record.
AUGAGACUCAACAGCAGGGUCCAUACACCAGAACCAAUAAUCCAGCUCCAGCUACAGUCCAGCUACAGUACAGCUACACUCCAGCUACAGUCCAGCUACAGUCCAGCGACAGUCCAGCUCCAGCUACAGUUUAGCUACAGUCCAGCUACAGUCCAGCUACAGUCCAGCUCCAGCUACAGUUUAGCUACAGUCCAGCGACAGUCCAGCUACAGUCCAGCUACAGUCCAGCUACAGUCCAGCUCCAGCUACAGUCCAGCUACAGUCCAGCUACAGUCCAGCUCCAGCUACAGUCCAGCUACAGUCCAGCUACAGUUUAGCUACAGUCCAGCGACAGUCCAGCGACAGUCCAGCGACAGUCCAGCUACAGUCCAGCUACAGUCCAGCUCCAGCUACAGUCCAGCUACAGUCCAGCUACAGUCCAGCUACAGUUCAGCUCCAGCUACAGUCCAGCUACAGUCCAGCUACAGUCCAGCUCCAGCUACAGUCCAGCUACAGUCCAGCUACAGUCCAGCUCCAGCUCCAGUCCAGCUACAGUACAAGCUACAGUCCAGCUACAGUCCAGCUCCAGCUACAGUCCAGCGACAGCUCCAGCUACAGUCCAGCUACAGUCCAGCUACAGUCCAGCUACAGUCCAGCUCCAGCUCCAGCUACAGUCCAGCUACAGUCCAGCUACAGUCCAGCUCCAGCUCCAGCUACAGUCCAGCUACAGUACAAGCUACAGUCCAGCUACAGUCCAGCUCCAGCUACAGUCCAGCGACAGCUCCAGCUACAGUCCAGCUACAGUCCAGCUACAGUCCAGCUACAGUCCAGCUCCAGCUCCAGCUACAGUCCAGCUACAGUACAGCUACAGUCCAGCUACAGUCCAGCUCCAGCUCCAGCUACAGUCCAGCUACAGUCCAGCUACAGUCCAUCUCUCAGAGAUUGCAUGGAAAGCUCCUGUGUUGUUUAUUUAUUCUUACUGUAUCCUCUGUCAGAUGUUAG